Molecule: messenger RNA, 1125 nt
Organism: Penicillium odoratum
Lineage: Eukaryota; Fungi; Ascomycota; Eurotiomycetes; Eurotiales; Aspergillaceae
Product: glycoside hydrolase family 28 protein
Exons: 4
Coding region: 1-1125 (374 amino acids)
Biological process (GO): pectin catabolic process
Cellular component (GO): extracellular region
Molecular function (GO): polygalacturonase activity
Source: RefSeq, a predicted model, not a curated record
AUGGUUCUUGGUCUUAAGCUCGCUUUGGUUGGCCUGCUCGGUGCUGGCGCCGUUCACGCCGCCCCGGCUGCCACUCGUGCAUCGGAAAUUGAGCAGCGCUCUUCCACUUGCACUUUCUCUGGCUCUAAAGGUGCCGCCUCCGCCAUCAAGGCUAAGACUUCUUGCUCGACUAUCAUUCUUUCCUCCGUCGCUGUUCCAGCCGGAACUACCCUUGAUCUGACUGGUCUGACUAAGGGAACUACGGUCAUCUUUGAGGGUGAGACCACCUUCGGUUACGAGGAGUGGACUGGUCCCCUGAUCUCGGUUUCUGGAACCGACAUCACCGUUAAGGGAGCUUCCGGGGCCGUCCUCAACGGCGAUGGUUCCCGCUGGUGGGACGGAGAGGGUUCUAACGGUGGCAAGACCAAGCCUAAGUUUUUCUACGCCCACAGUAUGAUCAACUCAGUCAUUGAGGACAUCUACAUCGAGAAUUCCCCUGUCCAGGUCUUCAGCAUCAAUGAUGCCAGCGAUCUCACUUUGACCGGCAUCACUGUCAACAAUGCUGAUGGUGAUGACAAUGGUGGCCACAACACUGAUGCUUUCGACAUUGGUAGCAGCACUGGCGUCUACAUCACCAAUCCCACCGUCCACAACCAGGAUGAUUGCUUGGCCAUCAACUCUGGCUCGGACAUCUCCUUCACAGGAGCUUCUUGCACCGGAGGACACGGAAUCUCUAUCGGCUCUGUUGGUGGACGUUCCGACAACACCGUUGAGAAUGUCACCAUUGAGAACUGCAGCAUCACGAACUCCCAGAACGGUGUUCGCAUCAAGACUGUCUACGGUGCGACCGGGUCCGUGAAGGACGUCACCUACAAGGACAUCACCCUUUCCGGAAUCUCCGACUAUGGUAUUGUGGUUGAGCAGGACUACAAGAACGGCAGCCCCACCGGUACUCCCACUAGCGGUGUUCCCAUCACUGGCCUUACCUUGAGCAAUGUUAAGGGAACUGUUGACAGCAGCGCGACUGAUAUCUACGUUCUGUGCGCCUCCGGUGCCUGCUCUGAUUGGACCUGGAGCAGCGUCAGUGUCUCCGGUGGCAAGACCAGCAGCAAGUGCAAGAACGUUCCCAGCAGCGCCAGCUGCUAG